AUGGCCGCAGCAACCAUCAUACCAGGGCCUCCUGGGCCAUACCCCGUCGCCUUGCGGGUGAAAGCGUUCGAAGACGCAGCACGAUGGGACCCUCACGCCCCUCAAGACCAACCUGAGAAGCGAAGGGUUAUGGUCUCCGUCCACGUUCCCCUGAAGAAGGAAGUCAAAUGUUCUGUCGAAACCGUCCCCUAUAUGCCGCAUACCACAGCAGUCGCCCUAGGCCAAGGAGCCGCGACCCUGUUUGGGCUGCCGGACACAAUCUUCUCCGGAAUGGAGCUCGAAUUCUGCAACAUCGACACAGCUUGCGCCGAGCCCGGAAAAGGUGAGAAGCACCCUCUCUUCCUCUUCUCACAUGGGCGAGCUAGCUCAAGACUUGCGCAUGGUGUGCUUGCGCGGUCUUUUGCCAGUUAUGGGUACAUCGUCGUCACUCUGGACCAUACAUAUGAUGCUGCGAUCGUCGAGUUCCCUGAUGGAAGCAUCAGAUUUGCGGAGAACGCAACGAAUAACGACAUGGCUUACGUUGAGAGCCUUCUUGAGGCCUCCAUCAAGCCGGAGAAGAUCUUCGUCGCAGGUCAUUCCUUCGGGGGCGCCACGGUAGCUUCAUCUCUCUAUGCUGAUGACCGCGUCCUCGGCGGCCUAAACUUUGACGGUCAGAUGGUCGGACCAGUCCAGACCAAAGGCACCGACAAACCCCUAGUGCUUGUCAGCACACCGACAACAUUUGACUAUAUUUCCGGCUGGAAUGAGACCUGGGCUAAUCUGCGCGGUCCGUCCUUGAUGUCAAUCGUCAACGGAACAACCCACAUGUCUUUCUUUGACGCUCCGCAACUUCCGGCCGUCAAGGCCUUGCCCGCAGAGUAUUCUGGUCUCAUCAAGCAAGUUUUGGGCACCAUAGAUGGCGAUGUGUUGGCCAAGAUUGAGAUUGAGCUCUUGCGGCGGACACUAGACUUUGUCUUGGAGGGUAAGAGGGAGGCGUUGUGCAAUAUUGGGAACGUAGGUCCCGGUGUUGGCCAGCUGCGAGUCAAGAAUUUGAAGUGCACUUAA
Messenger RNA from Colletotrichum fioriniae, 1044 nucleotides. RefSeq lists its product as uncharacterized. Gene Ontology annotation, molecular function: 1-alkyl-2-acetylglycerophosphocholine esterase activity. The record is from RefSeq and is a predicted model, not a curated record. NCBI's taxonomy places the organism in Eukaryota, Fungi, Ascomycota, Sordariomycetes, Glomerellales, Glomerellaceae.